AUGGAAAAAGUCAACCAAACCAGCAGUGUCUCUGAAUUCAUCCUCCUGGGACUCUCCUCCCAGCCGGAGGACCAGAAACCACUCUUUAUCCUCUUCUUCACCAUGUACCUGGUCACCAUAACAGAGAAACUGCUCAUCAUCCUGGCCAUUCGCUCUGACCCCCAGCUCCAGACCCCCAUCUAUUUCUUCUUGAGUUUCUUAUCUUUCACUGACAUUUGCUUCACAACAACCAUUGUCCCUAAGAUGCUAGUGAACUUCUUGUCAGAGAAGAAGAAUAUCUCUUAUGCUGGGUGUCUGACACAGAUGUAUUUUAUGUAUGCUUUUGGCAAUACUGACAGCUGCCUCUUGGCAAUCAUGGCCUGGCGCUAUGUUGCCAUCUGUGACCCGUUCCACUAUGUUACCACCAUGAGCCACCGCCACUGUGUCCUGUUACUGGUCUUCUCCUGCUCAUUUCCUCACCUCCACUCACUCCUACACACACUUCUGCUGAACCUUCUCACCUUCUGUGACUCUAAUGUUAUCCAUCCCUUCCUCUGUGAAAUCAACCCUCUGCUGAAAUUGUCCUGCUCCUCCAUAUUUGUCAAUGAUAUCACAAUAAAGACAGAAGGAUUGGUUGUUUUGGUGGCCCCCUUUCUAUGCAUUGCUUUCUCUUAUGUACGAAUACUCAUUGCAGUCCUCAAGAUCCCCUCAGUUGCUGGGAAACACAAAGCCUUCUCCAUCUGUGGUUCCCACUUUGCUGUGGUGAUCUUGUUUUAUGGAAGCAUAUUCUAUGUCUAUUUACAGCCUUUGUCCAGCUACACUGUGAGGGACCGCACAGCAACAAUUGUCUACACAGUUCUGUCCUCCAUGCUAAAUCCUUUUAUCUACAGUCUGAGAAACAAAGAUAUGAAGUGGGUCUUGGGGAAGCUGAUUGGCAGGAGGAAAUCCUAG
Molecule: messenger RNA, 930 nt
Organism: Diceros bicornis minor
Lineage: Eukaryota; Metazoa; Chordata; Mammalia; Perissodactyla; Rhinocerotidae
Product: olfactory receptor 1L8-like
Biological process (GO): G protein-coupled receptor signaling pathway
Cellular component (GO): membrane
Molecular function (GO): olfactory receptor activity; G protein-coupled receptor activity
Source: RefSeq, a predicted model, not a curated record